AGAAAUUUCAUGCUGCAAAACAAACCCUCACAAGAUGUAUUUGAUGAAGUUCAAGGAUCAUUUUAGAUGGAUGAUCAAUUUAAUGUAUAGGAAGGAUAUCGAAAUUCAAUUGAUGAAAUUCCUGCUAAUUAACUUAGGUUGUUAUUUAUUGAUAAUUUAUAGUGGUGAUGAAGCUUUAGAAAAGAGUUUUAUGUAAUCUACAGGCCAAUCAUCAAUCUGGUAAAAAAGGGGAUAGAAAACAUCAAUCCCAAUGACAUCAGUAAUUAUAAUGAAGAGUAUGGUGGGAGUAGGAAUUUUAGGAAUAGUAUUAUUUUGAAAAUAACCUAGCCUUAUGUAGCAUCGAACUUCGGAGCUAUUUUAACAAUCUUAAUUUUGAUGGUAAUAUUCAUUAAUGGAAUCCUCUCAUCAAAUUUAUUAUUAAAAUCUAAGAAUUUAUCCAGAAGAAGUAACUUUUCAACAAUUGGAUUUUAUAUUUUCAAGCAUAAAUGGAUUAUCAUUUUAGUGAAUGUGAUGAUUAUUUUAUCAAAUUUGGGAGUAUGUUUAAGUGAACUAAUGUAAAUUAAAUUAUAUAUUUAGUAUUUUUGGAGAUACAGUGGGCAACCUUAUGAAUUAUUUUACUGAUAGAACUACAGAAGAAUAACCUUUCUAUUUAACAAGACCGAUUUUUUUAAUAGUGCUAAGCAUAUUCUUACUUCCUUUUUUGCUUGUUAAGUCAAUAGAGAAGUUGAGAUUUGUUAGUUUAUUUGCUAUUUUAUCAAUCAGUUCUUUUUCAUGUCUUGUCAUCUAUAAUUUUUUUACAAUUGAUAAAACCAAUAGUCAAUUUUCAUGGUGGAUUCCAGAUAAUUUUGAAAUAAAAAGAGCCUUAGCAUCUAUGCCAACAUUAAUAUUAGCAUUUAAUUGGCAAUUUAAUUUAUUUCCUAUAUAUAAAGGAAUGGCAUAGCCAAGUGAUUCAAAUUUACUCACCUCUACAAUUUUAGGAUUUUGCUAGGGAUCUAUUUUAUAUUUAAUAGUUGGAUUGUUAGGAUAUGCAACUUAUGGGAAAAAUGUAACAAAAAUUAAUAUUAUAAAAUUUUAGAUUGAACCAAAUUUUUUAUUAAGUAUUAAAGAAUAAGAUGUUGGUGCUGUUUUAUUUGUUAUUUUGAAUUUAUCCUUCGUAUUUUCUACAACUCUUACAUUACCAGUCAUAUUUUUUGGAGGAAGAAAUAAUUUUAUANAAUAUUUCUGA
Messenger RNA from Paramecium octaurelia, 1225 nucleotides. Lineage: Eukaryota; Ciliophora; Oligohymenophorea; Peniculida; Parameciidae. The record is from the annotation of a GenBank genome assembly.